CAAAUUCCCAAUAAUUUUUUCCUAUUUUUUCUCUCUUUCAUGUACAUGAACCAUGAUUUUCGUUUAAAAUAAUGGUUUGUCUUUCCGUUUAUUCUACCUAUAUAACGGACAAUCACAAUUAAAUUCACGUGAAAACUGAUCAAUGUUUCCCCCCCUCGCCUCCCUGGCCCCUCACGAAGGGAACACUUACAAAGAAAAAGAAUAAAAACAUUGCAACGAAAAAAGAAGAAGAACGUUGUAGAGGAUUCAAAAUCUUUGUAAAAAGUUGCUUUUGUGACGAAAAAAUCACUCAGCUUUGAUAAGGGGUUAUACGUGAGGGUGUCACAAAAAUAGAAAAGUUUUCCAAAAAAAUUGUGUCAAUAGAAAAAAGAAAAUACUAGAAAAUUUGUCAACAUAGAAAAUAGAACAAUUAGAAUCAUUCAAAUCCAGAAAAGCUUCCCAACACAAGGGAAAUUUUCAUCUCCUUUGUAAUUAGAAUUUCCUCUUUUCUUAUGCUUUAGUUAACAUCAUUUGAUUGUCACCGAGGGCAUGGAAAUCGAGAAAAAUGUUGAGGAAUCUGAAAAAAAAUUUCCGGAAGAGGAAGAGUCUCCGAUCGAACAAGUCAGGCUGACAGUGUCAAACGAAGAUGAUCCAACACUUCCAGUAUGGACAUUUCGAAUGUGGUUCCUGGGAUUCCUAUCAUGUGCAAUUCUGGCAUUUCUCAACACUUUCUUCAGUUAUCGAACACAACCAUUAAGCAUAACUAUGAUAACUGUCCAAGUUGCUGCAUUGCCAGUGGGGAAAUUCAUGGCUAAAGUGUUGCCAACGAGGAAAUUUAAGAUUGGAACAUGGGAGUUUUCAUUCAAUCCAGGACCGUUUAAUAUGAAAGAGCAUGUUCUGAUUUCGAUGUUUGCUAACUGCGGUGCUGGGACAGCUUAUGCUGUUUCAAUUGUGACUAUUAUUAAGGCUUUCUAUAUGAGGAACAUCUCAUUUGCUGCUGGUUGGAUUCUUGUUAUUACCACUCAGGUUCUGGGAUAUGGAUGGGCAGGAAUAAUGAAGAAGUAUGUGGUAUACCCUGCAGAAAUGUGGUGGCCUGGUAAUAUGGUUCUAGUCUCUCUUUUCAGGGCACUCCAUGAAAAAAAUUCAGAGGGCAAACGCAAAAGAGGAAAGUUCUUCGUAGUAGUACUAGCAUGCAGUUUCAUUUGGUACAUUGUGCCUGGAUUUCUUUUCUCAACUCUAUCAAACCUCUCAUUGCUUUGCUUAUUCUACCCAAAAUCAGUACUAGCUCAACAACUUGGUUCGGGAAUGAAAGGCCUUGGAAUUUUAUCCUUCACAUUUGAUUGGUCAACUGUAGCAUCAUAUCUUGGUAGCCCAUUAGUGUGCCCAUUAUUUGCAAUUAUUAAUGUUGUAGUGGGCUAUAUUGCUGUGGUUUAUGUGGCGACUCCAAUCUCCUAUUGGGGAUUUGAUUUUUACAAUGCAAAGAAAUUUCCCAUAUUCUCUUCACAUUUGUUUGAUGAUAAGGGGCAAAAAUAUGAGAUUAACUCAAUUGUUAAUAGCAAGUUUGAGUUGGAUGAAGUUGCUUAUGCUAAACAUGGAAAGAUUAAUAUUACCACUUUUUUUGCUCUUACUUAUGGAUUGAAUUUUGCUGCUGUUGUGGCUACUCUCACUCAAGUUGGCCUCUUCAAUGGAAAGGAAAUAAUUGAGAGAUUUCGAUCUUCAAACAAAUCAGGAAAGUCUGAAGAUAUCCACACGAAACUUAUGAAGAAAUAUCCAGAAAUUCCUGGCUGGUGGUUUCAUGGCAUGCUUGUACUUUCAUUGGCUUUAUCACUUGUACUUUGCAUUGUGUGGGUGGAUGAAAUUCAACUUCCAUGGUGGGGACUUCUUAUGGCUGCUACCAUGGCCUGGCUUUUCACCCUCCCUAUCAGUAUCAUUACCGCCACAACUAACAUGUCACCAGGACUAAACGUGAUCACAGAAUAUAUUAUUGGUCUGAUAAUUCCAGGGAAACCAAUAGCCAAUGUUUGUUUUAAAACAUAUGGGUAUAUAAGUAUGUCACAGGCAGUUACCUUUCUUGCUGAUUUCAAGCUUGGCCAUUAUAUGAAGAUUCCUCCAAGAUCUAUGUUCAUUGUUCAGCUUCUUGGAACCCUCAUUGCUGGAACAAUAAACAUGGGUGUAGCAUGGUGGCUACUUACAAACAUUACUAACGUAUGCCAAGACCAAUUACUACCAGAAAAUAGUCCAUGGACAUGUCCCGGAACUCGUGUCUUCUUCGAUGCAUCGGUGAUUUGGGGUUUAGUAGGACCUAAAAGAAUGUUUGGUUCACUUGGAAAUUAUUCUGGACAAAAUUGGUUCUUUCUUGGUGGUUUAAUUGCACCACUUAUAGUAUGGUUGCUACACAAAGCAUUCCCAAAACAAAGUUGGAUUAAAUUGAUUAACAUUCCAGUACUUCUAGGUGCAACAGCUGGUAUGCCUCCAGCAACGACAUUGAACUUCAAUAGUUGGAUCUGCUUUGGUUUAGUAUUCAAUUUAUUCGUUUUCAGAUACAAAAAGAAUUGGUGGCAAAACUAUAAUUAUGUUUUGUCAGCUGGAUUGGAUGCUGGCUUGGCAUUUAUGGGAGUGUUCAUAUAUUUUGUCCUUGGUAAAGUUAAAUUUGAGUGGUGGGGUACUGGUGGAGAACAUUGUGCUUUGGCUUCUUGUCCUACUGCUAAGGGCAUACAGUUUAAAGGAUGCCCCGUACAUUGAUUUCACUACGACGAUCGUGCUCGUGUUGGACUUGGUCAUGCUUUUUCAGACGAUCAAGCAAUAUAUAGUUGUUGUUGAUUGUAGGAGGUUAAUAAUUUGUGUUGAUUUUACUUUAAUGUUCGUGCUCGUCUUCAUUGAAGAUUUCGUUGUACAGGCUCAUGGGCGCCAACAUCAUUGAAGAUUUUGUUGUUGUUACUAUUUGUAUGUUUACAUAAUUAUUUUGUUAGAAAGAUUACCCUUAAUUAACUCUUUUAAUUUCGUUGUAGAUUCUUAAGUGACCUUAACUUGUGUAAAUACUAAGGUAAAGGGUCAACUUAAUCCCCACACAAUGUAAUUCUUUUUUUUUUUUUUUUUUUUUUUUUAAUUUUUUGAUAUAUUUUAGUUUGAUGUAUGACUUGAUCAUUCAAUUAAUAAUAUAUUGUUUACAUCUUUUAGAUGUAUACAAUAUUGGUUCUUUUUU
This is a messenger RNA of Capsicum annuum, 3181 nucleotides long. RefSeq names its product oligopeptide transporter 2. Gene Ontology annotation, biological process: transmembrane transport. The coding region runs from base 529 to 2721 and encodes 730 amino acids. The transcript has 7 exons. NCBI's taxonomy places the organism in Eukaryota, Viridiplantae, Streptophyta, Magnoliopsida, Solanales, Solanaceae. The record is from RefSeq and is a predicted model, not a curated record. Gene Ontology annotation, molecular function: oligopeptide transmembrane transporter activity.